AGACACACAGGACCCAGACUGCUCCGCUCACCUCCUGGCAGUCUGCAUGGCACCGGCAGCUGAUCUACUUCCUGGAUCAUGUCUGCACUACUCCUGAGUGACUCUGUAUCCCUGGACAAAGCCCAGACCGAGGAGGAGGAUGUCAGCUUCCUGCUGGUGGAUGAAGGAGAGAACCUGCAGGUACGAGAUGCGUCCGAGUUUCAGGCCAAGCUCGGCUGCAGCGACCAGAAACCAGUCAAAGUUCUGUGCAUUUUUGGUAACACUGGGGAUGGUAAAUCACAUACACUAAAUGAAACGUUUUUUGGGGGUAUCGAGGUCUUUAAAACCUGUCCAUCUCAGGAGUCUUGCACAAUGGGUGUUUGGGCCGCCUACGACCCGUCACUGUCUCUUGUUGUCCUGGACACAGAGGGGCUUUUAGGAGCCACAGACAAGCAGAAUCAAAGGAUGCGCCUUCUUCUGAAGAUUCUGGCCGUGUCGGACUUGGUGGUGUAUAGGACGCGUGCAGAGAGGCUUCACAAUGAUAUGUUCAAUUUCCUGGGGAAUGCCUCUAAUGCCUAUUUGAGGUUUUUCACCCCUGAGCUGAAGGCCUUGUCUAGUCGAUGUGGACUGGAAGUAACGCUCUCCAGCUUGGGACCAUCCAUGAUCAUCUUCCACGAAACCUCACGGACAGACAUUCUGGGCCAUGGCAGUAAAAUACCCGGCCAGGCAGAAGUCGAACUCCAGAAGCGAUUCCAUGACCUGGGGACCCCUCCAGAAGCCUUCAGCUCAAUCUGCUACGUGGGGGUGAAAACAGUAAUCCCACCCACGGAUUUCUCUCACUUACAGAAAGUGGUGAAGAAACAGGUGAUGGACACGUCUACGAGAUCGUCGCGGCCACUCUCCCAUGUGUUUAGCGCUCUGCAGAGGCUGAGCGAGAGAUUCUCUGACAACAUCCGUGAGGAUCAGAUUCAUGUGACAUCCUUCUUCCCAGAUGAGUAUUUUACAUGCUCCCUGCGGUGCCUUAGCUGCAGAUCACGCUGUAAGAACCGAAUGAACCAUUUGAAGGAUGGGGUACCCCACCAGGCAGAGGGUUUGUGCCAGUUUGCCCACGAGUAUAGCAAUAAAGUGUAUAUUUGUAGGAGGUGCUACGAGGAAGGCCGAGAGGUGAUUGUGAUACCACAAACCGUGGCUACAACAGACAGUCCGUGGCUGGGUUUAGCAAAGUACGCUUGGUCUGGGUACAUCUUGGAAUGCAGAGUGUGCGGCAUUAUCUACCGGAGCAGGCAGUACUGGUACGGCAACAAAGAUCCCGACGGAUCCGUUGUGCGACAGGAAGUUCGGCACAUCUGGUCUGAGGGUGACGCUCUCUCUGUGGAUCAACACAAUGCAGCUCAGAGAUUGCUGGACGGGGUUAAUGUUGUCAUCCAGUCUGUGACUGAUUACAGCUCCGGACCGAAAAGCAUGAUGACUGCUUGGCUGACUGACCGCGUGGCCCCCACCUACUGGAGACCAAAUGCUGAAAUUACGGAUUGUCACGGCUGCCAGAGACCCUUUGAAUUGGCCGAACGUAAGCAUCACUGCCGGGCCUGCGGAGAGGGCUUCUGCUACGACUGUUCCAACCAUACCAUGCCUGUUCCUGAGAGGGGCUGGGGUCAGGCUCCUGUGCGAGUGUGUAACAAAUGCCACAGCGCAGGAAUCUCAAAAGGUACGGCAGUGUCUACGGAUGAAGGGAGCAGCUUGUUACCUCGGAGGGUGACAGAGAUCGCCCAGAUCUCACUGGACAAGGCGUCUUCCAUCUUGGAUUAUCCCCUGGGUUUUGUGAAAGAAGCGGCACGUCCCAGCUACUGGGUGUCAGACCAAGAAAUAAUCAGCUGCCACGGAUGCCAAAAGCCUUUUACCCCCAAGAUGUCCAAACAUCACUGCAGGGCUUGUGGCCGAGGAUUCUGUGAAUUGUGCUCCAGGAGCAGGCGGGCAGUGCCCUCCCGUGGGUGGCAUCACCCGGUCAGAGUCUGUGAUACAUGCAACCGAAAAAAAGAGGAUCUGUAAGGGAGAUGGUUGCUUUCUGCUCAGACCCACUAAACCCAUAGCAUCUGGCCCAUCUCCUGCAUUGCCUGUUAGAGGCUUUAGCAUAAAUACGACUUAUCCAUCCUGGCUGAUGGAGAAAUAGUUAUGAUCAGUGUAAACAUUACCCUUUGCAAUUUUUUGCUGCGGUAACUGGAAGGGGUAGGAUUAUACUCUAAGCUUUAAUUCCUCCAAAAAUGUAUCUUUUAUCUCAUACAGCAACUGAGGGGCUCCUGUUAGGAGUCUUAAAGACCAAUCACUUCACAUAAGUUACGUACUCAGGAAGCAAAAAGAGUUUCAGCAAGUAGCCUUCGAGUGUUCCUUCAAUGGGACCAUCAUUCAUUUUUAGUACAAAAAGAUUUGUUCGCUUAAUAUAAAUCACAAUUCCCCUUUUCCUUUCACUCACACCGUUUAACUGUCCAAUCAAUAUGCAACACACUCCCUAUGUCUGUGAAGAGACAGCAGUAUCUAGCAUUUCAACACAUGUGUUUAUAUCUGAAGUCGAGGUUUGUAAAUUGUCCUGUAUGGCGAUGGUAAGUGCCCACUUUGCAUCCUAAGCCUCCUGCUAACUGACCGCUCAGGAAUUACAAUUUUAUAUAUAUAUAUAUGUGUAUAUAUAUUGCUGUAAGGCGCUAAUACAGUCUCUGCAAUGCAACCCGAUCUUCCUCCAAUAGUUAUCAAUCCUGGUGGUUUUUGUCCGAUCCGUUACGUCUCCGAGAGAAGCAUUGAGGUGGAAAUUGCGGCAGUCCCAAUCAAUACUUCUCUAAGAGAAUCACUGACUGUACACCGUGUCUGGCUGGCCCUCAGUAGUUGAAUCUAAAUUUGUCUGAAGCCCCUACUGCAAAUCACUAGAGGUGUGGAACCUGCAGCAUGUAAACUAUGCUGUGUCUCAGAAAUAUCUUUUUAUUAGUCGUACUGCAUUAGGAUGAUGUGACUUUGGUGCUUAGACUCCCUUUAACUUAUUUCUAAUGAAGAUAGCAUGGAAAUUUGCAAUCAAACAUAUUUUAUCUCAAUAAAGAAAUUUUAUAGACCAAUGUCCUAACCACAUUGCACAGCUAUCAUUUCAUGAUAAAAGCAUUUCUUGUUUGGGUUUUUUAACCCACUGGUCGUUGUCAUUUACGAAGACUUAGAAACAGAACUUGGAUCACAAACAAUCCAAAAUGUUUUGCAAAUGUGUUAUAACUUCAACUUGCUGCAUUGGGCAAUACAUUAUAAUGGGUUAAGUCAAAUUAAGUUAAUUUGAUCAUUGGGGAUAUUGGAGAAAUAUUGUCUUUCACAGAAAAGGUUACGUCUCCAGAAUCCCAUGUUAAAGGGAAGCAGCACUCUUAUUUUGUGUAAUGAUUAGUAUUGUAUAUGAACUGUAUAUAACGUCCUUUUUUAUGUUAUUCUAUAAUAUGUCUUUCCACAA
Messenger RNA from Pelobates fuscus (common spadefoot toad), 3448 nucleotides. RefSeq names its product zinc finger FYVE domain-containing protein 1-like. NCBI's taxonomy places the organism in Eukaryota, Metazoa, Chordata, Amphibia, Anura, Pelobatidae. Gene Ontology annotation, biological process: lipid droplet formation. The transcript has 12 exons. Gene Ontology annotation, cellular component: lipid droplet. The record is from RefSeq and is a predicted model, not a curated record. Gene Ontology annotation, molecular function: 1-phosphatidylinositol binding; phosphatidylinositol-3-phosphate binding; metal ion binding. The coding region runs from base 79 to 2025 and encodes 648 amino acids.